GGGUGAGGGGCUGUGGGCUGAGCCUCGAAACGCCCGUUCCUCGACAAGUCCGAUGACUGCAGAGCGUCAUCCCCCUUUCAUCCUCACCUUCGCUCUCCUCUUCUUUGGUGUCGCGUUCUUUUGUCGCUCCUGAUACCUUCAUAUCCUUUCUAAUACCCAUUUGCCCUUGUUUUCCGCCGCGUUGCUCUACCCUCUUUCGUAGCCGCACGGACUUCAGCCGCAUCCCCUCCUCCGCGCAUCCACAGCAUCAUGACGAUCUUUGUGAACUUUACGAUGGGCGCGAAGGAGGCUUACUUCUUUAACAGUCCUACGCACUGGGCCUGGCACAAUCUUCUGCCGGAUGUUGAGGCUCUCUUCACGAAACAACCUCCUCUCAAGGACGUGAUUGAGUUCGCGCUGGGGGACAACGGGACGUACUUUGUGAGCUAUCGAGAUCAUGAUGGACAGAUAUUCUGCAGACACUACAACCUCCCAAAUCCCCUCACAGAAUACCUCUACCAUGGGCACCCCCACGUGAUCCGUGAUCUCAGUACCCUUUCUAUCUCCUUGGGUCCUUAUGAGUCCUACUACGCCCACGACAAGACAUCUGCCUCGUGGUCCAAUCUACCUCCUGCACUCGAAAAGGCUGUUCUCGGGCGCCUCGUGUCCCAGGAUGCAUGGAAGACUGUGUGGAAAGAGAACGGCCGCGACGCACCAAGCUUCGUCAGUUUGGGCGCCGAUGGAAGCUACUUUAUGCGGGCGGUUGGCGGAGGUGGGAGCUGGGAGUUGAAGAGCAAAGAGGACGGCAUGGUGGGAACGAAUAAGUUCCUUAAUGACUCAAAAGACUUCACGGGCGUUGCCGGGCUCUACCUCUUCGCGCACCAUCCAAAUUCAUAUGUCCUGCUUCUCACCUCCGGAAAAGCCUUCUCCAAUCUCCCCGAGCACACAUGGGCCGACUACAACAAAAUGGCUCCGGCGCUACCUCCCCUCGUCCAAACUAUGUCACCUAUUCCAUGCACGCCGCAACCGCGUCAACAAGCGCCAGCUCCUGUACCCCAGCCCCAUCCCCAGCUCCAGCCGCAGCAGCGCAUUCAAACGGGAUGUUGUCCGACGGGAAUGGUGGUCGCACCACAUAACUGCUGCGUGCAGACGCCGCAAAUCGGCUCACCCUUUGGCCUCCCAUCUCCAUUCAUACCGCAAAUGCCGACACAUUUCCACUCGCAAAAUUAUGGAGCGACGUACGCGCCUGCUGUGAGCCCCGCGGGCGGAUAUGGGAAUCCACCUGCAUACACACCUCCAUAUGGAAAGCCUUCCUGAAGGAUACCAGCUUCUAGGAAAUGGUUCAUUCGGACUGUUACGGAUUUGCGGCGAUUGUUUACAGCGUCUUGCUAGGGAAUAAAGAUACCAUUUGACGAUUAUACGGAUCCGGCGCUUUUUUAGAUGGACUACUCAAUUCAAUCAUUCCUGGUUGCCAAACGGCGCCGCGAGAGCUAAAUUCCGUCCAUACCUUUUUUGG
This is a messenger RNA of Trematosphaeria pertusa, 1495 nucleotides long. RefSeq lists its product as uncharacterized. The record is from RefSeq and is a predicted model, not a curated record. The transcript is spliced from 5 exons. NCBI's taxonomy places the organism in Eukaryota, Fungi, Ascomycota, Dothideomycetes, Pleosporales, Trematosphaeriaceae. Bases 250 to 1296 code for a protein of 348 amino acids.